CUCCUUCCUCACUCGUUAGCACGGGCAUAAUAUAGAUGUGCCUCCGUAUAUUCAUUCAGCGUGAACUCAGUCCCUCUUUAGACGUCGCCGUGGAUGCACGUGCUUACGUUUGUGAGAAUUUCUACGAGCUUUCAGAAUUAAAAACUUAAAUCGUGCUUUAAACGGAUUUUAAAAGUGAAACCGUUCAGAAUUAACUCAGUGUUAUUUAUUGUGACAACGUUUGUGAAUUAAAAAGGAUUAACUUGUUUCGCGGUAAACAAUGCAAAAGAGGAAACGUCAAAGAAAAAGGAAACUAAAAUUGUGUGGUGUGAAAUGGACGAUGAUUUUGAAAAUAUAAGGGAGUGAAAGAAAUGAAGUUUAAAAUGGCUUUCCGUGCGCUGCGUCCGAUAAAUGGCGGACUUUCUAACAGACAUCUGUUGGUUGUUAUUCUAUUCUUGUGUCAGACUAUAGUUUGUGACAGUCAAUGUCCGAAGUUUGCUGAAAAGCCUCUGGAGACGCGAGUUGAAGAUGCUUCCAUUGUUUUCAGGGCGGUUGUUAUACAAGCACAUUUUCAGAGUAAAACAUUAGAUUUAGCACUUGUAUCAAUCUAUAGAGGUGGUGUGGAGCUGGCGUCUGUCAGUCAGUACUCAGGCUCCCCGUACAACACAACUGAUCGGCAAGUGAAUCUAAAAGUGAGUCCGCAAAUAGAGGGAUGCUUCAACUGGAGUAUGGCUCCAUCGCAAAGCGAGUUUAUUAUCUUCGCGAGGAUCAGUGACCCAGCCGAAGACUUGGAAACGACGCCAGCAGACGGACCAUGGCUAGAGGCCACCUCAGCAGCAGUUCCUUGGAGUUUAGGCGUUGAUAUAGCUAUUUGGAAUGCAGUCGGUUGGGCGGGUUGGGGAGAAUGGGGCGUGUGCAGUAAAACAUGUGGAGGAGGUAAACAAAUCAGAAGAAGAUACUGUUCAAAAGCAUUGUGCGAAGGCUUUGGUGAACAAAGACGUUCAUGUAACUCUUUUGAUUGUACAGUAUCUAUAAAUCCUCUAGCGCCUGACGCUAGACGCAACUUCCAUCCUACACAAGCCCGAUGGGGGUCAGUUCCGGACCGGCCUCACGCAUUCAGUCUGCGACCAAACUCUUACAUAUGGAUUGCUUCUUCAGAACUCUUUGCCACUGGAAGAACUUUUCCGUCUGAGUUCACAUUAUUUGUUUCAUUGAGAUUAAGACCUGAGAGCGGUGGUUACGGCCAAGGCACACUAUUCUCGUUGCGGUCCCGGCGGCGGUCCGGCUCGUUCCUGUCACUCGAGCUGGCCGGGCGCGGCGCGGCCAGAUUGGUUCACGCUGGGGCCGGCCUCUCACGCUCUAUAUAUCUUGCAGUGCCAUUGUAUGAUUUCCGUUGGCAUCAUAUAGCUAUAAGUGUUCACGACGAUAAUACGGUCCGUGUUUACGUCGACUGCCGUUGGCUAAGGACAGAUGUCCUUGAGAAGGAUGCUUUGGACACGCCAACUGACGCCGAUCUCAUUAUAGGCUAUCUUUUCUCAGGAGAUCUCGAACAACUAGUGUUGGUUCCGAAGGCGGGUCAAGCUCACAAGCAGUGCUCUAGUCAAGUCGUAGGAGUGACCAGUUUACCUGAUACAUUGCAAUUACCUUAACUGGUUUAAUAUACGC
Papilio machaon (common yellow swallowtail) is the source of this 1644-nucleotide messenger RNA. RefSeq lists its product as uncharacterized. NCBI's taxonomy places the organism in Eukaryota, Metazoa, Arthropoda, Insecta, Lepidoptera, Papilionidae. The transcript has 9 exons. The record is from RefSeq and is a predicted model, not a curated record. The coding region runs from base 351 to 1628 and encodes 425 amino acids.